This is a messenger RNA of Bubalus bubalis (water buffalo), 2617 nucleotides long. It is a transcript of the gene INCA1, whose product is annotated as inhibitor of CDK, cyclin A1 interacting protein 1. Gene Ontology annotation, cellular component: cytoplasm. NCBI's taxonomy places the organism in Eukaryota, Metazoa, Chordata, Mammalia, Artiodactyla, Bovidae. Gene Ontology annotation, molecular function: cyclin binding; cyclin-dependent protein serine/threonine kinase inhibitor activity. The record is from RefSeq and is a predicted model, not a curated record. Gene Ontology annotation, biological process: negative regulation of cyclin-dependent protein serine/threonine kinase activity; negative regulation of cell population proliferation. The coding region runs from base 1750 to 2373 and encodes 207 amino acids. The transcript is spliced from 6 exons.
CGGAGACAGGGGAACUGAGUUGCGGACGCGGGAGGGCGACCCAUAAGCCGGAACUCCAGAGGGUGGCCAGCCCCACAGAAGCCGGGAAAGGUGGGGGCUGACCCCCGUAGGGGACCCAGGCCCCUGACGCGCGCACGUCGCCGCCGUCGGAGGCGCGCUCAGGGGGUGGAGCCGCCAGCCAAGCCCCGCCCAGGAGGUGGUGCGGUGCAGGCCCCGCCCCAAGGCUCGAGGCACUGGUCGGCUCCGCCCUCGGCUCCUGUCGCCGCCUCACUCCUCAGCGCCUGGUGUAACGUUCUAGAAUUCGACGCGCAGCUGCCUCAGGUGCCCUGGCCAAGUGCAGUCGGCAGCGGCACCACCACUCGGGCGCUGUGUCUCUGCCUGGUCCUUAGGUUCGACAGGGCCCGCAUUGCCGUGUCGCCCCCUCAGGCCCAGGCCACUCCUGCCUGCCCAGCCUGGCCCCAGCAGGCCUCAGCCCCGCAGGGCCCACCACCUGGAAGCCACAUCAACUCCUCAGCCCCCAAAUUGUGCCUUCAGGCUUAGCAGCUCCUCACGCCUGGGUCAGCUGCCAAGGGUCCCUUGAGCUCCCUAAGGGGUUUUCCUUUAAGCCUUCCCUCUGGACAGGGCUUUCCACCCCCAACGACCUCCAGGCUCUAGCUAACUCAGCCCGGCCAGAUUCCUCGGGUCCUCUUCUGCCCUGUCAGACUCAGGUUCCCCUCCCAGACUUGGCUGCCCCCCUACCUCCGUGCUGCCCCGCCCUCCCCCAAGCCCGUCAACCAUCCAGGACUCUUUCUAGCUUCCUUAGCCUCAUCUUUCUCUUAGAUCUGGAUCGCCGCCCAACUAGACACCCAAUUACUAAGGUCUGAAUGUCCCUCAGCGGCCACCUGCUCCCUAGUUCAGCUUCCUCUGCUCUGGCCCAAGAUAUUCCAUUAAAACCCCAUCUGCCCUUUCAGCCUAGCUUUACUGGCAUUUGCCAGCUCAGCUUUAAAUACUCUUCUCCUCAUUCUUCAUUUCCUUUCUCAGCCCAUCUUAGUAACCUUUGAAUAAAUACCUAUUCACCUGCAACAGUUUCCAAUUUUCUGGCAUUUAUGCUGCCUCUCCUAACUCAUCUAACAUUCUUAUCUGCAUUGUCUGCCCACCCCAACUGGCUCUCAGGUCCCCUUUUGCUGUCUGGAAUUGUGGUCCUGUGUAACUGACCUCUGCUCACCUUCUACAUCUCUAGACAUUCCCACUGCCCCCUCCUUCCUCGUCACCAAUUGACCUUGACUGCUCUGUCCACACUUACCUUUCAUUAACACCUCAUUCCUGGUUUGUUUACCAACCCUCAGUUUUCUAACUGGCCCCAGGCACCAGUUCUGUACCAAUUAUCCCCAAAUGCCUUUUGCUCUGUCUAAUUCACCUCUCAUUCUUUUUCAUUUCAUUAUCCCAUAUUGCCAGUUCAGUCACUCAACUGCCAUCUGUCAAUUUCACUUACUCUGUGUAUUCGGCUUAGGAAAAAAGAUUUUUUUUUUUAAUCUUUCACCAUUUCUACAUUUCCUGUGUUUGCUGUCUUGAUUGUGUAUGUUCAGCUAAUGAAAAUAUUCAGCACUUGAAAUACCUUUUCAGCUUUCUUUCCUUUCUUCUGGACCUAUACAUCUUCUUUCCAAUCUUUACAUUCACUCAUGGUGAAUUACAUGAGUGAAUGAUUCAUUUUCCAUUAUCUUCCCAGCACCAACGAGGAGACUCAAUCCAGCCUCCUAACCCAGUCCAGUCAUGCAAGUACAGGAAGAUGCAGACAACCUUAUCCCUUUUGCCAAGUGUUCUAGGGUGGUCAGCCGAUCUCCACCCCCCUGCUUGCCUUCCCAGAGCCUCGGACUGAUGCCCCAGCGCUAUGGAGACACCUUCUGGGAGAAUCUUAGUCAAAGGCCCAGCCCCACCUGGAUGGAGGAACAGUACACCCCACCCUUGCUGAGAGCCACUGGUUGCUCCCAGCCUGGCCAGUAUGGCCCUGAAGGACUCCCACCUCCUGAGGUGCUCUGCAGAAGAAAAAGGAGGAGGCCACGUUCGGGAGGAAUGCAGCAGGGAUCUGGGGGCAUCCCAGCCCGGGUAAGGGCGGUCACUCAUCACUUGGAGGAUCUAAGGAGGCGACAGAGAAUCAUCAAUGACACCACCGAACACCCUGAUCGGGAAGAGGAGAGGGCAGACUAUCCACAGGAGGAGGACCACUUCCUCAUUUCUGGCAGGGCCCAGCUGCUUUGGUCUCCCUGGAGUCCCCUGGGCCAGGAGGGGUCUUGUCUCUCCAGGCAGCUGGGCUCUAUGGGCUCCUUCAGCGCUGUCACAGCCACUAGGAACCCCUUUUACCAUCCCUGGUGGGUGGAACUGCAGUCUGAGGAGUAGGGAGAAACUGUCCAAACCCAAGACGCUGGCCGUGCCUCAGGGGCCUAGGAUUGGGAGCUGGAAUCUCCAGUAUUUCGGACAUCAAGGCAUUCCUCCUUUCCUUGGCCUCUCCCAUCUUCCUCUCCCCGCCUCUGAACUAGGCACGAGCAGCCCCGAUGGCCUCCCCUCUCCACUCUCAGAGGAGCCCCCCAAGGCUCCCUGCCACUAUUCUCUUCGUUCUGUUAUUAAAAAGCAAGCAAGUGGA